AUGGACCUGCCUUACUAUCAUGGCCCUCUGACCAAGCAAGAGUGUGAAAUCUUGCUGCUUAAAGAAGGGAUAGAUGGUAACUUUCUAAUACGAGACAGCGAGUCUAUACCAGGAGUCCUGUGUCUCUGUGUCACGUUUAAACAUUUUGUCUAUACAUACCGAAUCUUCAGAGAGAAACAUGGAUAUUACAAGAUUCAGACUGUGGAAGGGGCUCCAGAACAAAUCUUUCCAAACUUAAAGGAAUUAAUCUCCAAAUAUGAAAAACCAAACCAAGGGCUGGUGAUUCACCUCUUAUACCCAGUAAACAGAAGCAGCUUCUGCCCAAGAAAGAGAAGAAUACAGUUAAAUGAAUUCAGACACAUAAAAGAGGCAUCAAAGCAGCUAUACUGCAACACUUGGGCAAAUCCGUAUGUGUUGCUGGAGGUGAUGGGUAGUAGUAACAUCUAA
Messenger RNA from Dipodomys ordii (Ord's kangaroo rat), 447 nucleotides. It is a transcript of the gene Sh2d1b, whose product is annotated as SH2 domain containing 1B. The record is from RefSeq and is a predicted model, not a curated record. NCBI's taxonomy places the organism in Eukaryota, Metazoa, Chordata, Mammalia, Rodentia, Heteromyidae. The coding region runs from base 1 to 447 and encodes 148 amino acids. The transcript has 4 exons.